Molecule: messenger RNA, 134 nt
Organism: Racocetra persica
Lineage: Eukaryota; Fungi; Glomeromycota; Glomeromycetes; Diversisporales; Gigasporaceae
Source: the annotation of a GenBank genome assembly
AGGAAAAGAAGGUGGUGUACAACGGAGCGCCAGAAGUAGCUGAAAUCAGAUUCAUGAACAAGAACAAAAAAGGCCAGGUAGCAAUUUUUGAACAAGACGAGAUGUCGGAAGCACCCAAUAUUACGGAACCAGAG